Rhagoletis zephyria (snowberry fruit fly) is the source of this 1632-nucleotide messenger RNA. Its product is annotated as arrestin domain-containing protein 17-like. NCBI's taxonomy places the organism in Eukaryota, Metazoa, Arthropoda, Insecta, Diptera, Tephritidae. Gene Ontology annotation, biological process: protein transport. Gene Ontology annotation, cellular component: cytoplasm. The record is from RefSeq and is a predicted model, not a curated record.
CGCUGCGGUGCAUCGAGUUCAUGUGCUUUAUCUAAGAGUUAAUAGCUAAUGCUAAUGCUAAUUAUUUGAUGUUUUUGGUUAAGUUGAAUUGACUUGAAAAACUGACUAAUUCUUUAAAUUUUUUUCAAUAUGGUUGUAACAUGUGUUAUUGAAUUUGAUAAUAAUCCAUUUGGAACCUAUUAUGGUGGUCAAGUAAUAACGGGAAAAGUGACAUUACAAGCUGAUAAACAAAAGCAAGUAAAAGGAGUUGUGCUCAAAAUCAACGGUUGCGCAGAAACGAGAUGGGAAGAGAGUUCGAGUAAAACCGAAACCGAUGUACAUGGGAGGUCCUCAACAAGAAAGGAAACGACCUACUUCAGGGGUCAUGAAGAUUAUAUAAAAUCGAAAACAUAUUUGCUUGGUUCGGAUGAGAAUCAAUCAUCAUUGAUAGAACCCGGCAUACACACCUAUACUUUCGCCUGUCAUUUACCGCAUAACUGUCCCUCAUCCUUCGAGGGGCGUUACGGUAAUAUACGCUACCUGGUAAAAGUGGAACUCAUAAGACCAUGGAAAUUUAAUCAGACAUUUACCAAGGGCUUUACGGUAUUGAAGAUUAUGGACUUGAACUAUGAUAGUCCCUUAUUGCGGCUUCCUUGUCACACGGAAGCACAGAAGAUCUUCUGUUGCGGCCCAUUUAAAACUCAACCACUUGACGUGAACGUCUCACUGCCACAGGCUGGCUAUGUACCCGGUCAAACGAUGCCAGUCAGCGUGCACAUAUCAAACGAAAGCAACAUUAAGAUCGAAGAACUAAAAGUAGAACUGGUAAUGCUCGUCUGUUACUACAGUCAAACACCACGUACAGCCACCAGGAGUGAACGAAUUGUUGUGACGAAGGUUAAGGGUGACGGCGUGCCAGUGCAUUGUAAGAAGCAAUUCAACUAUCCGCUCGUAGUACCCGCGACACCACCAACCUGCUUCAAUCUCUGUCGCAUACUACAGAUUGCCUAUCAAGUAGAGGUGGAAGCUAAAAUGAAAGGUUGGCAUGCGAAUCAAGUGAUCUGCGUGCCAGUGACUAUCGGUAAUGUGCCGCUGAUGAGCGUAAUACAGAAACAGCCUACAGCCUGUGAAGCAUUUAGCAGCAACAAUCCUGAUGAGACAGCCGCUGCCGUAGCAGCUUUGUCCACAGACAUGGUAGAUGCUGAAGAUUCGAAAAAAGGGAUGGUGGCGGUUAAUCAAUUAAAAGGUGAAGGAGAAUUGGAAAUUAGCAGCGCGAUAAUGACGUCUGCACCGCCGAGCCCAUGGGCCGCAGAUGACAGUAUACCGCCACCCAGUUAUGAGGCCGCUCUGCAUAUGAAACCGGCAAAAAUCGGUGAAGGUGAGGCGCAUGACUAUGGCGAAAAAGAAUUCUCGCCACGCUAUCCAGUCUUCAACUUACCGAAUCGUGGCGCUCCAGACGUAGAUGAAGUGGACGCUGUUGGAGGCGCUGGCGCUCUAGCGACCAAUGGUGUCGCAAGCAACUCCUCUAACACAACGGCACAAAAGAGUACUUGGCUGUGAACUUGAACAAAUAAAAAUCAAUGUAAAUAACAAAUCUUUAAAUUUUUGUUUCAAGCGACCUUCGCGCUCUUAUCACUUUCAGUGUGUAACACU